UUCAUCGUUCAUAUUCGAUAUGGACAGAGCCUUAUCGUUAAUGUGCAAGAUCAUGACACAGUGACAGAAGAUGAUUUCCUUGGAACAGUCAAGUUAGAUGUCAACUUUCUUGCUCAAAAGAAACGAACAAAUACAUGGUUUCCAUUGAAAAAUGUCGAUAAAGGAGAAGUUCGACUGGAUAUAGUAUGGCUUUCUAUUUCUGAUAGUGUCGAAGAUUUACAGCUGGAAGCUGGCGACUGCAAGGAACCCAAGCAACAAUUUCCUCAUGCUCUUUUAUUGACCAACGUUUUAAACGGCAAAUUAGCUACAGAACGUCGAACCUACUGUAAAGUUACCGUUGGCAACAGUACAUUUACUAGCAAGCCUACAAAACGAAAAACCAAAGUACCAAGAUGGGAUGUUCAAUAUAAAUUUCUUAUUACCAAUCCACAGAAAGAAGAAGCAAUCUUCGAGAUGUUUGAAUUUGAUUCUAACAAUGCUUUGGGAAAAGUUAUCGUGCCUCUUUCGGAGCUAUUAAAGGAUGAUGACAAAAUGACUUUAGAUUCAACCUUCCCAUUGCAAGGUGGUGAAUCAGAUAAAGAUGAUAGUCUACACCUGGAAAUAAUCUUACGAAUUUCCACCGAUUUUAACGGUAUGCUAGUUCGUCAGUACUACCUUAUCAUACGAGUAUAUGGCAAUCUAAAACUACAUAAAAUUACUAACACUAUUGUAAUAUACGUAUUUAGCUAUACCAAAGACUUGAAUUAUUUUAUCUAUAUCGCUGUUCUAUACUACGAAGGCGAGGAUCUUUCUAGUGAUGAAGAAUUGCCAUCUGAUUCAGAAAAUGAUCAUGCCGGGGAUUUAGCUAAACCCGAUGGUUCAGAUAUUGCACCAAGAGGGAGCGUUCAACUUACUAUACAAGAAAGUAGUUCCAAUUCGAGUUUACUAGUUUUAGUACAUUCUGCUUCAAAUCUACCAGCUAUGAAUCAAAGUGGUAGUAUCGACAGUUACGUCAGAGCUUAUUUAUUACCAGAUCGCGGUAAAGACGAUAGAAAGCGCACUUCGACAGUCAAUAGUGACCAAAAUCCAGCUUUUGGAGAAACAUUCGAAUUUCCUGUUACAUACGAGGAAGCUAAAUCUCGCACAUUAGAAGUUGCCGUUAAAUCUGUCACACCAAAUAAAACUGUUGGGAGGGUUCUUAUUAAUCUUUCGACUGUUAACAUUGCCGCUACAACUACAGCAUGGUACGCCUUAAGUCCGCCAUGA
Messenger RNA from Trichoplax adhaerens, 1245 nucleotides. It is a transcript of the gene FAM62, whose product is annotated as FAM62. Gene Ontology annotation, biological process: lipid transport. The record is from RefSeq and is a predicted model, not a curated record. Lineage: Eukaryota; Metazoa; Placozoa; Uniplacotomia; Trichoplacea; Trichoplacidae. The annotation marks the transcript as partial. The transcript is spliced from 13 exons.